Messenger RNA from Heterotrigona itama, 2571 nucleotides. NCBI's taxonomy places the organism in Eukaryota, Metazoa, Arthropoda, Insecta, Hymenoptera, Apidae. The record is from the annotation of a GenBank genome assembly.
AGUCGCAGUCGAUUGUUCGAUUCGAUUCGAUCUUGCGCUUUUUAAUUUUCGCUUCCGAGGAACUUCGCGCAAGUGGUACGUCUCUUCUUAAGUAAAAAUAGUGGUGUGCACGCGUAACGUUAAUACAGAAUAUAUACUACGCGACCGGCGAUCAGUAUCGUGAUCAGAUCCGCUUUUUUCCCGAGCAACGUGAUCAAUCUCUCUUUAAUCAAAAAUGAGCACGCCGGUGAAGAAGGUCCCCAUUCACCUGCAGGCAAAUGGGCCGCAAUCUGAUAAUACCGGGUGGCACGAGAGUCAUCGACGCCCGUGGGAAGUACGUGAUGCCUGGCGGCAUAGAUCCGCACACUCAUUUCGAAUGCGAGCUAAUGGGCGCGAAAUCGGUCGACGAUUUCUACCAGGGGACCAAAGCGGCCGUGGCCGGUGGCACGACGAUGAUCAUCGACUUCGUCAUCCCCAGGAAGGACGAGUCAGUUUUGGAAGCGUACGAGAGAUACCGCGAGUCCGCCGACCAGAAAGUCUGCUGCGAUUAUUCGCUCCACGUGGCCGUCACGUCCUGGAGUCCAAAAGUGAAGGAGGAGAUGGCCACGUUGGUGAAGGAGCACGGUGUCAGUAGCUUCAAAAUGUUCAUGGCGUAUCGCGACAUGUUCAUGCUGAGGGAUCCGGAAUUAAUCGAGACGUUCAAAGCGUGCAAGGAACUCGGCGCCAUCGCCAUGGUCCACGCGGAAAACGGCGACAUUGUUGCGGAGAACACGAAGCGGCUGCUCGAUGCAGGAGUCACGGGGCCGGAAGGUCACGAAAUGUCUCGGCCGGAGGAAGUGGAAGCAGAGGCUGUGAAUAGAGCCUGUAUCAUAGCUAGCCAGGUCAAUUGUCCACUGUAUAUAGUGCAUGUGAUGAGUCGUAGCGCCGCAGAAGCGGUGGAUGCUGCGCGAAGGCGCGGUGCUUGCGUCUUCGGCGAGACCUUGGCAGCCGCAAUUGGCACAGAUGGUACCAACUACACGCACAAAUGCUGGAAACACGCUGCAGCGCACGUUUUGAGUCCACCUCUCAGGCCAGACCCAGAUACACCUCGUGUCUUGCUGAAUAUGUUGGCCAACAAGUCCGCCGCUGACGUUGUGUCCUCGAGAAGGUCGGAGGGUGUCGUCCUGUUCGGGGAGACUCUCGCAAGUACCGUGGGUAUCGAUGGUAGCGAACAGUACGGGAAAGAUAUCGAGAAAGGGAGACGUUAUGUCACUAGUCCACCAUUGAGACCCGAUCCAACCACACCUACGUACCUAAUCGAGCAUCUGGCACAAGAUGGCCUCCAAGUUACCGGCAGCGACAACUGCACGUUCAACGCUGAACAGAAGGCCCUGGGCAAGGAUGACUUUUCGAAGAUACCAAACGGCGUGAAUGGCGUUGAAGAUCGGAUGUCGGUGGUUUGGGAGAAGGGCGUCCACGCAGGUAUAAUGGAUCCGACGAGGUUCGUCGCAGUGACCAGUACCAACGCCGCGAAGAUCUUCAACUUGUAUCCGCGAAAGGGAGUGAUAGCGGUCGGCUCAGACGCCGACAUAGUCGUCUGGGACCCUAACAGGAAGCGUACGAUUUCCGCUCAGACGCACGUCCAGGCCGUUGACUUCAACAUCUUCGAGGGUAUGGAGGUCCACGGAGUGCCGGAGUACGUUAUAGUCGAAGGCCGUGUCUGCGUGGACGAGUGCGAACUGAAGGCUGUUCACGGAUUCGGAAAGUUUGUCGAGACACCGAGCCACAACAUUGAUUACGUCUACUGUCUGAUAGAAGACAGAGAAAAGAGACCACGCGGAGUAGCACGAACGGAAGCUGAGGCGAAGAAACACGCCGAGGAGGACGCUGCCAUUGCGAGAGCCAAAGAGGAAGCGAGAGCGGCGGCAGCAGCUCUCGCGAAGAGUCGUCAGACGAAUGGCACCUACGACAGCCCGAAACCGAAGAUUUCGAUGCCCGAUUGCAUGCCGACAUUGCCAGACUCAGCGGUGAUCACGCCUUCGUCCAAGGGUCCGCGAAUGGAGGGACAGAGGAAUCUACAGGACUCUACUUUCUCCAUCAGCGGUAAGCAACAGGGAGAAAAGAAUUCUUCUUAAAAGUCGUUCAGAUGGAUAGAAAAUAGACAAUUGAAAGAAUUGUACGUUCGCAGAGGACGUCGAGGAAGCAAGAAGAGCUUGCAUCCGCGUGAACAAUCCACCCGGUGGUCGCAGCGCAGGAGGUUUUUGGUAAUUUAUAAGAAACAGAGUCUCAAGGUCUGCUUUGCAUAUAGGGAUUUAUCCUUACAGAGAAACUAGGGACGAAAAUCCUUCUUCUCUUCUUUCUCUCUCUCUCUCUCUGUCUCUUUCAUUCACGUACACGAAAACACUACACAGUGCUCCUUUCCCCCCUUGUCUUCGUUCUUACGUCAAAGAUUUUUUUUGUUUUGUUUUUCCAAUAAGAUCCGCUUUCAGGUUCGCUAUUCGCUUAACCAUUAACGAUAAGUUUCGUUUCCAAUUGAUACAUAUACAUAUAUACGUUCCCAAUCGAUCAAGGUCUGUUCCAUCAAAGGAGGACUCGGAUGCCAUCGGUCAGUAG